Molecule: messenger RNA, 1888 nt
Organism: Sinocyclocheilus rhinocerous
Lineage: Eukaryota; Metazoa; Chordata; Actinopteri; Cypriniformes; Cyprinidae
Product: muscarinic acetylcholine receptor M4-like
Exons: 2
Coding region: 20-1405 (461 amino acids)
Biological process (GO): chemical synaptic transmission; G protein-coupled receptor signaling pathway, coupled to cyclic nucleotide second messenger; adenylate cyclase-inhibiting G protein-coupled acetylcholine receptor signaling pathway
Cellular component (GO): dendrite; synapse; plasma membrane
Molecular function (GO): G protein-coupled serotonin receptor activity; G protein-coupled acetylcholine receptor activity
Source: RefSeq, a predicted model, not a curated record
UCAGAUUGAGCAGCAGAUCAUGGAGACUGGAUCUGUCGUUUUUUCGAGGGACUUUGAAUCGUUCGUUUUCAACAGCUCCUCCACAAGUUCCUCCAUCAUGCUCAACAGCAGCAUGCAGAGUCCGUUGCCCGAAGAAUCAUACUUGGUGUUGGGAAGACCACGUCGUUCGUUCGGGACUGUAGGGGUGGUCGUCAUCAUACUUAUCACUAGCUGCAUCAGCCUGCUAACAGUCCUGGGCAACGUCCUGGUUCUGCUUUCAAUCAAAGUCAACCGCAAUCUCCGAACCAUCAACAACUACUUCCUUUUUAGUCUUGCUUGUUCGGACCUUAUCGUCGGUGUUUUCUCCAUGAAUCUCUACAUUGUGUACGCCGUAAAGGGGUAUUGGCCUUUGGGACCGCAGAUGUGCGAUUUGUGGUUGGUUGUGGAUUACGUGGUGAGUAACGCCUCUGUGAUGAACCUCCUGCUGAUCUGCUUUGACCGGUACUUCUGUGUGACCCGGCCUCUGAGUUACCCAACCAAACGUACCGCAAGGUGGGCUGGGGUGAUGAUUGCUGCGGCUUGGUUACAGUCUCUGCUUCUCUGGGCUCCAGCCAUCCUGCUUUGGCAGGCUGGGAGGGACAGGAGCAAGGUCCCGGAGGGACAAUGUUAUAUCCUGCUCCUCGACAACCCUGCCGUAACCCUGGCAACCACCAUCCCAGCGUUCUACAUUCCCGUUGUGAUAAUGAUGAUACUGUACACACGGAUAUCCCUGGCCAGUCAGAGACGGGUUCAUAAGCUGAAGCCUGAAUUCGCAAACCUGCUUGAACCGUCUAAGGCAAGUGGAGGAACGUCAACCGCAAACCCUGACCUAGUGAUUGACAUUAAACCCAAUGAAACAUGCUCAUUUAAACAAGAUUCAAUGCUCGUUAGAAUGAAACGCCUCCCUUCUGUAGAGUUCAGCAAAACGGACUACUUCUUGGAUUCAAGUCCUGAUGCCUCUGCGGAAGACCAAGGGCUGGAUGCAGAAACCUCGAGACCGAAGACCUUGACAGGGUGUGCAGAAACUAGCAGGACAAUGCAACCUCACUGUCUUCAAAACCAUACUACCAUUCAGGUUCAAAGUCAAGCAUCCAAUGUUCUCUCCAAGAAUGCCAGACGGAAGGCUCUUAGAGAAAGGAAGGUGACAAAGACCGUCCUUGCCGUUCUUUUGGCCUUCAUUGUAACUUGGACGCCUUAUAGUGUUAUGGUUCUGAUUGGUACCUUCUGCCGCUGGUGUGUCCCUGAAAUUCUGUGGAUGGUGGGUUACUUUAUGUGCUACGUCAACAGCACGGUAAAUCCAGUGUGCUACGCGCUCUGUAACGCCACUUUCAAAAGAACCUUUAAACGACUGUUGACGUGCAAGUUCAGAAAUCUGACAUCAAAAUGAGUCGGACUUCAUUCUCUUAUCAAGGACUCCUAGCGAACCAACGAGGAACCUGAUUCGCUCAAACGUUUCGUGACUGUGAAGCUGUUUUACUAGAGCCAAAAGUGGAAAAAAAGUGAAGUUGGUUGACGUUAUUGGUGUUUAUGAUGUUGCUGAUAUUGUUGUUUGCGAAUGUAUUCUUACGCCAACAGUUUGUGUAAAUCAAUGCGAUAGUUUAGAGAAGACACUGAUUCUUAUUUUGUGAGCAUGAUGCUGGUUUACUAGAGCCAAAAGUGUAAAUAAAGUGAAGUAUUUAUCUUGUUGCUAAUGUUGUAUGCAUUAAAUGUAUCGGAAAGUCAUUAAGUUCGCAAAUGCAUAUAUGUAAAUCAACUUACAAAACACCUCGAUUCAUAUUUUUUGUGAUGGUGUUUAACCAAAGUGAAAAGUAAAAAUAAACGUUCGUAAUUUAAUAUUCAUCAGGGCACUAUUAUUGCAUUUGUUCUACGA